ACAAUGUCGUCACACUUUAUGUAUAUGAUUCCGCUUUUAAUGUGCCUGGUGAACAAUAUUAUAUACAAAUGGAUAUUAAUUUUGUCAAGAAUUCAAUAUCUGAUGAAGCCAUUUUGGGAAUUAAUUCACAUGUAUGGACUUUUCAAACAGUUGACAUUAAUAUUAGUGAACG
This is a messenger RNA of Cetraspora pellucida, 172 nucleotides long. The record is from the annotation of a GenBank genome assembly. Lineage: Eukaryota; Fungi; Glomeromycota; Glomeromycetes; Diversisporales; Gigasporaceae.